AUAUCGCCAAAACAAAAACAGGAACAGGAUUAAUGCACUUUGAUGUAGAACAACCUUUUGGGAUUCUAGUCUUGUGCUGUGCCUUGCAGAGGUGUCAUGAUGGCAAUGGAAAACAUACAAGGAAAGAAGAAUGCAAUCUGGUCAGGACAUCACAUUUGAGCUUUAUUAUUAAGGUCACCAGCAUUAGGAUCCCUUUGGUUAUGUAGUCCAAAAUAGGUUGCUGUUAAGAGUUUAGCACAAACAGUGAAGGGGCAGAUGGAUGAUGGAUAUGCAAGUCUGAAAUCUUGCUGGUAGAAAUGAAAGAAAGAGACAAUCUCUGGUUUUGUGAUUCUUUUCCUUGAAGUCAAAUGGCUGGCCUAUAAUUGUAACAGA
Molecule: messenger RNA, 372 nt
Organism: Rubroshorea leprosula
Lineage: Eukaryota; Viridiplantae; Streptophyta; Magnoliopsida; Malvales; Dipterocarpaceae
Source: the annotation of a GenBank genome assembly